UGGAAAUCAAAACGGCUUUGAUAUCGAUGUCAAUUGUUUUUUCGGACUUCGGAAGCCACAGCAACGCACACUUGAUCCAAACGAAAAAUUUGCGACAGACGAUUGUUUUGAAACGCCUGGGGGCUAGAAUUUUCAAGGACUUUUACGGUGCCAAGAGUGAUAUACAGGGUGGACAAUUUAUAGAACGUCACAUGUGAAAACAAGAUUUGUGGAUGUUGAAUUUGUGAAAAGAUGAAUUCAGCAUUGAAGCCAGUUUUAACGUCUUCAGCGCCACAAAAUCCUCCUGUGACGACUCAAUUAAACAAACCGAUGCAUCCUCAAGGAACCCCAACAAAUUAUGGGCAACCGUCAACUCAUAUGCCUCAAAGUUUAGUUAAUUUGCCCCAUAAUAACCCAACAGUCGCCCAUUCACACCCCAAUCCUGCACAUCAGAGUAAUCACUAUUCGUUAAAUGUGCCCAACGCACCACAUUACUCCAGUAAUAACCCAUCGUCGAUACCUGCCAGCAACCACCCAGUACCUAACGUCAGUCAAGGGCAAGGAGGACAAACCUAUUCACCCAACAAAAAUGUACCAUUUUCGGGAGGAUACCAACCAAAUCUCGGACAUCCGCCCAAUCAAAAUCUGAUGCCUCCGGUGAGCCAGACCCUACCCGCCACACAGCCCCAUCACUCCCCCGCGGCCACUGACGACAAGCCUCAAUCGAACGGCACUGCCGAAGUGAAAUCACCGACAAAACCGGAGCCUCAAGAAAACCACGUGUCUUUGCCCCGAGAUAAAUCGCCGAUGCCUCCAAGUUCUCCUAAAAUGACCGAAAAAUCUGAAGAAAAAUCCUCUCCGACGGCCUUACCUGAACAGAAACAACCUCAGGAAUCUAAAUCGGUGGAAGAAGCUAAAACGUCCCCCGAACCCGCCGAGAGCCCCAAAAGUGCGCCGCCCGCAAGUGAAACUGACCCGAAACUCGAAGUAACGGAACCUCCCGAGGCGAAGGCGAGUGAACCUCAAGAAACUAAAGAAAACAUCACAGAGGAGGCGACGCAAAACUCGCCCCCGAAAACAAACAAAGAACAAAAGUCCAAAACCACGCCGAAGACGGCGAGGAAAUCGAGAACACCCAAACCCGAAGGGGAUUCACCCAAAACGGCGAAAGCUGAGAAAACUCAGCAAAAAUCGCCCACGGUUGCUAAAAGCAAAAGGACGCGUACCAAAACGCAACCUUAUCAGAGUCCAUUACCUGAAAUCGAAAUUAUCACAAAAAUUACUUCGUCGACUCCCAGGAAUAAAGCAAAUGACGACAAAUUGAUUGUUUUCUAUAAAAACGAAUUUUUGGCUGUAAGAAACUCAGAGGGUAGUUUUUAUAUUUGUCAAGCUGCGCAAAAUAUUUAUAAAAGCUCACCAAAAAUACGAAUUCGUUGGCUUUCGCAAGACAAGAGCGAAAAGUCCGGCGAGGUGUACACACCGGAUUUUUACGAUAAUACAGAUUUUGAUUGUAUAUUAACAAACCUAAAUUUGGUACGUGUAGAUAAGGGUCGUUACAGAUUGCCUCCCGCCGAAAAAGAACGAACCGACAGUAUUUUAAAACGAUCUCUAGCUGUCGAAAAAGGCGAAGUGACCUCACCUUCACUCACAGAAGAACAUCCAGAUGGCAUAGAUGUGUCGCUCUACAAGGAAGAGAGCCAGUUGAAAAAACGGAAAUCAACUAAACGCAAGGCCUCCUCAGUUCUCCGUUCAAAGUCCUCCAGUAGCACGACGAAAUCACCCGACCAGCCGAAAGUCCGCAAAGUGGCCAAACCGGCAAAAAAAGCCGCCAAGAAGGCGGCCCCUGUUCCCGCCAAACCCAAGCCGAAACCUGAAGAGAAAAAACCCAUUCCUUCGUCGAGUCGAACUGACCGAGCGAAACGACGAAGUGACAACCAGAAUCACAAUAAAGUCAGUCCAGUGGUCGACCAGAAAAAGGCGAAAGUAUUGGCCAAAGUGGCCAGGAAAGGGGCCCCCAAAACGGGCAAAAUUACGAAAGCGGCGAAAGCCAAGAAGGCAGCCCCCAAGGUCGGCGCAAAGAAAACAAAGCGAGCGAAGAAAUAAAUUCACAUCGAACUUAUCACAUUUUCACUGAGAGUUGUGAUGUGUGAGUUGUGAUGAAGAGGAAUUGCGUCCAAUACAUAUUUCUGACAAAUCAAACUGAUACGUACCGAGGGACAAAAACGAAGAAAAUGCAGUUUAAGCCUUAAUUUUUAUUUAUUUACGGAAUGUGUGUUUGGAUGACAUUCUUCGUAUGUUGCAAUGUUGAUAGUUCUAUUAUCUAUUGGCCAUCUUCAGUAACGGAAUAGUUUAUUUAUUUUUGUGUCACCUUUUGGUCUCUUUUUAAGUUGCUGAUUUUUUACUAAGAUUUUAGUAUUGUGUUUAUAACAAUUAUUUAAGGGCAUAUUUUCUUCAAGUGCAUUAUUUAAGUUUUUCUCAAUUUAUUAUGAAGUCUAAAUAGCACUAGUAUUACUUAUAUUUUGUAUCGGUACUCAUUUGUACAUUUAAAGCUCUACUUAGAUGUAAAGUCAUGUGAGCAUAUAAUAUAGAUUUAAUCUAUGAAUAAAAAUUGUUUCAAUGAUACUUAGGUGACCGUUGAUGAGUAUAUGUAAAUAUACAAUGACCAAUAUAAUUAUAUAUUUCUUUAUAAUAAACAAAAGCACAGGCAAUUUUUCAUUUUAAGUUAUUUAGGAUUUAGUAUGUGUUGUGCUUAAACAAAUUAAUUAUUAAGGAAAAUGUGGAAUGGAUGUUGAUGUAGUCAUGGUCAAAGUUCGAUUGAAGGUUAAAUUUUUCUCAAAUAAUUUAUAAAUGGAAAUUAUUGAAUAAAUCUUUAAAAUAACAAAAAUUUUUCUUCUGAAAAAAUUGAAACGUUAGUAGGAUUGAUUUUUUUUCAAACAAUUAAGACAGGUAUCAGUAAGUGUGUAAAGUAUAUAAACACUAAACAAAAUACUUUUUUUUACUAAGUUAACCAAUUUAUAUUUUAGA
Tribolium madens (black flour beetle) is the source of this 3003-nucleotide messenger RNA. RefSeq names its product proteoglycan 4-like. The transcript is spliced from 8 exons. The record is from RefSeq and is a predicted model, not a curated record. NCBI's taxonomy places the organism in Eukaryota, Metazoa, Arthropoda, Insecta, Coleoptera, Tenebrionidae. The coding region runs from base 232 to 2082 and encodes 616 amino acids.